CUCCCACACCGCCGGCUCAUCCCAUUCUCCAUUAGCUUCUCCCUCACCCGCUAGCUAGCUCAAAUCUCUCCCUCUGCCUAAUUAUGCACUAGCCCUUAACACACAACACACAGCGAGCUUGUUCGUCACUAGCUAGCUAGCAAUUUAUCACUCGAUCCUUGCAAGAGCUCGACGCCGACCGGCAGUCGACAGCGAGCAAUGAGUAUCUCGGUGAACGGGCAGUCGUGCGUCCCGCCGGGGUUCCGUUUCCACCCCACGGAGGAGGAGCUCCUCAACUACUACCUCCGCAAGAAGGUCGCCUCCGAGCAGAUCGACCUCGACGUCAUCCGCGACAUCGAUCUCAACAAGCUCGAGCCAUGGGACAUCCAAGAGAAAUGCAAGAUCGGUUCGGGCCCUCAGAACGACUGGUACUUCUUCAGCCACAAGGACAAGAAGUACCCGACGGGAACGCGGACGAACCGGGCGACGGCGGCAGGGUUCUGGAAAGCCACCGGCCGCGACAAGGCCAUCUACAACGCCGUCAAGCGUAUCGGCAUGCGCAAGACGCUCGUCUUCUACAAGGGCCGCGCUCCCCACGGCCAGAAAUCGGACUGGAUCAUGCACGAGUACCGCCUCGAAGAUCCUUCUUCCGCCGCCGGGGCCGGGGCUGAUGCCACCGCCACCGCCAUGGUCGUCACUGCCGCCGCAUCGUCGGACACCGGCGGGGAGGACGGGUGGGUGGUCUGCAGGGUGUUCAAGAAGAAACACCACCACAAGGAGGCCGGGGGCGGAAGCGGCAAGCGCGGCGGCGGUCGAGAUGAAGGCGGCAAGGCGGCGCGCUCCUCCUCGCCGCUUUACUCCAGCGACGACGCGCUCGACCAGAUCCUGCACUACAUGGGACGGUCGUGCAAGCAGGAGCACGAGCUAUCCUCCCCUCGGCCGAGGCCUGCAGCGUCUAGGUACCUCCGCCCCAUCGAGACGGUGCUCGGUGGCCAAGGAUUCAUGAAGCUACCUCCUCUCGAGAGCCCGUCCUCCGCGGCCACCCCGCGGACGUCAACGACGACGCCGCUCGGACUCGGACUCGACAGCGGCAACCGGGAGCUGUCCGCUUGCGCCGAUGAGCUGCACUUCCCACAGCGUGACAGCGGGAUCACGGACUGGGCCAUGAUGGACAGGCUCGUGGCGUCCCACCUGAACGGCCAGCAUGACGCGUCCACGGACCAGCUUUGCUUCGACGGCGCCAGCGACGGAAAUGCAGGCGACAACGACGUCCUCGACAACGCAGCUGUCGACGGGCUGGCCUUCUACUCCGCCGCCGCAACGAGGCUGCUCGGCGGGACUGCUACGGGCGGCGCCGGCAGCAGCGACGACGACCUGUGGACCUUCGCACGAUCCGCGGCGUCGUCCGAGCGACUGAGCCACGUCUCACGGUAAAACUGUACAGUAGGCACCGCCAUGGCGAGCGAGCUGAGGGCCCGAAAGGUGGCGAGGCAGGACAGUGGACAGAAGCUGCCCUAGUACAGCAAAAAGACUACUUCAACAGCAAGAAGAAGAGAAACAAUAAAAGAGAGCUAGUGAGAUCAACAGCGAGAGAGACAGAGAUCUCAAAGGUGAUUAGAUUGGUGUGUGGGAGAAAAUUAAGCGAAAGAAAAAAGGGGAUUAAAGCGGGCAGUAAGUUGGAAUAUCACUUUCACAGUGAUCGCACCCGUCUCUUAUUGUUUAAUUAACCCUUAUGAGUACAAUAUAUGUUACUAUGAAUUAGCAUACGGCUACUUAUAAUUAUUAAGAUCGACCUACGAUAUAUUAAUUAAUUUGUAACUACUGCAUAGUUCUGUGAGGUGUGGUAUGCACAGGGUUUGUGUGAUUCUUUUUUUCUCUAAGAGAAGGUGGUAUAGCUUUUCUGCAAAAUGUUUGUGUGAUUCUUUUUUUCCAAGAGAAGGCGGUAUAACUUUUCUGCAAA
Lolium perenne is the source of this 1939-nucleotide messenger RNA. Its product is annotated as NAC domain-containing protein 43. Gene Ontology annotation, molecular function: DNA binding. NCBI's taxonomy places the organism in Eukaryota, Viridiplantae, Streptophyta, Magnoliopsida, Poales, Poaceae. Gene Ontology annotation, biological process: regulation of DNA-templated transcription. The record is from RefSeq and is a predicted model, not a curated record.